AUGACUUCAUCCGAUGCACCUGGUCGCCGCUUCUCGACGGGGGCUUCAACGCAUCGUCAGAGGCAGAUGAGCCAGAUCCUCGACAAGGAAGGGCAUUUCAAAGCAAAUCUUACAACCCUCUAUGUCGGAAUUUCCGCCGUGUUCGCAAACGACCAUACCGCGGCCGUGGCCCUCGCAAUCCAUGACACCGUCUAUCUCAUUGACUUUUCCGUCAAGCACAUUACUCUCGAUGACUCCGUGAAGACUGGCCAUGAUCUCAUCGCCGACUAUGUCAUCUCUGCCUUGCAAGCUUACGAGCAUGAGAAUUUCGCAAAGUUCAUAGGUGCCGGCCUACCCGCCACUGUCAAGUAUAUGAGCCCCUCUCUAUGCUCCCGCCUCUGGCUAGAGAUCGAUAUUGUCCCCAUCGUGCUACGCCCGGAUGAGGAAAACAAGGAGAAGAGUUUCUGGGACAUCAAGCGGGUGGAUGAGCAGGCUGACAGCAUGGCCCGCAAGUGUAUCAUGCACUUCGGACCAUCUCUAGUGCCGCUUCUCCAGGUCGGCUUUCGCGGUGUCGUUCAGACUGAUGCCGCAUUCCGUGCUCACCUCACUAACAUACAGAACCACAAGGAUACGUGCACACCACCGACCUGGGCUUCUACUGUCAAGUACGCCGACCAACUUCGCAACAAGAAGACCAAGAUUGCCUUCUUCAGUAGCACGCCGCAAGGGGGCGGUGUUGCCCUGAUGCGUCAUGCGCUCGUCCGCUUCGCUCGGCUCGUGGGCGUUGAUUUGACCUGGUACGUGCCAAAGCCUCGGCCUGGAGUCUUCCGUAUCACCAAGAAUAUGCACAACAUUCUUCAAGGUGUCAGUCACCCGGACCAGCGCAUCUCAGACGACGAAAAGGCUAGUAUUAUCGACUGGAUCACGGACAAUGCUGAACGUUAUUGGUUCUCGGAUGGCGGCCCCCUCUGCAGGCCGGAGGAGGGCGGAGCUGAUGUCGUUAUGAUCGAUGACCCACAGAUGCCUGGGCUGAUUCCCCUGAUCAAGAAGCGGACCCCGGACCGCCCUGUCUUGUACAGAUCGCAUAUCCAGAUAAGGACUGAUCUCGUCGCCAAGGAGGGCAGCCCGCAGGCCGACACGUGGGAUUUCCUGUGGGCAAACAUCAAGCAUGCGGACAUGUUCAUCAGCCAUCCAAUCCCGUCCUUUGUUCCUCACAAUGUCCCGAAAGAGAAGGUCACCUACCUGCCGGCCACUACCGAUUGGCUUGAUGGCCUCAACAAGCCGCUCAACCAGUGGGACUCUGGUUACUAUGGUCACAGCUACAACAAUGCCUGUCAUGCACAGCGCAUGACGGAGCUGCACUACCCUGCUCGCAAGUACAUCGCACAGGUUGCAAGGUUUGACCCGGCCAAGGGCAUCCCCACAGUGAUCGAUUCGUAUGCAGAGUUCCGUCGCCUUUUGGACCAACGCGGAAUCACCGACACCCCACAGCUCGUGGUCUGCGGAAAUGGGUCUGUGGAUGAUCCCGACGGAAGUAUCAUCUACGACCAAACGAUGAUCCAGAUCGAGAGGACAUAUCCUCACCUGGCCGGCGACAUCAGUGUUAUGCGCCUGGAUCCCAACGACCAGCUACUCAACACCAUCAUCGCCAAUGCACAUGUGAUCCUUCAGCUGUCCACCCGCGAAGGGUUUGAGGUCAAGGUUUCGGAGGCGUUGCACGCGGGUCGUCCCGUGAUCGUCACCAACACCGGCGGCAUCCCGCUGCAGGUGAAGCCCGACGUCAACGGGUUCCUGGUCGAGCCGGGAGACUGGGCGGCCGUUGCGAAGCACCUGGUCGACCUGUUCACGGACGACGAGCUGCACAAGAAGAUGAGCUACGAGGCACGGACCGGCGUGUCGGAUGAGGUCGGCACGGUCGGCAACGCGCUUUCGUGGUUCUACCUGGCGGCCAAGUGGGCCGAGGUCGGCGUCAGGAAGGGCGGUGGGAAGGGGGGCCUGGACGGGAAUGAGAAGUGGGUGAACGACAUGGCUCGGGAAGAGGCCGGCCACCCCUACAAGAAGGACGAGAAUCGUUUGCCUCGGGAGUUUACGGCGAAGAAGGAGUAA
Molecule: messenger RNA, 2085 nt
Organism: Diaporthe citri
Lineage: Eukaryota; Fungi; Ascomycota; Sordariomycetes; Diaporthales; Diaporthaceae
Exons: 2
Coding region: 1-2085 (694 amino acids)
Molecular function (GO): glycosyltransferase activity
Source: RefSeq, a predicted model, not a curated record